AUUUAAUAUACCUAGGUAAGAAUAUGCCGCUUGGGAGAGAGCCAGCAGUACGUGAUGCUAUACAGUACCCCGCCUCUCUGCUGGGGACAGGAAUACGCCCAGCUUGGCAACCCCCCACGGUUCCAUGGCUCGCGAGAGAAGGAGGCCCGAAACGCGGGUCAAGCUUUGUGGAUUUCCCACAAAUUUAGGUGGGUUACCGAUGACUAGCAGCAGCUGCUGAUCACUGCUGUGAGUAUGGCGCAUGCGUUCGUUAGGCGUCCGCGCCACGGCUGGGUUGCCCGAACCCGGACCCGAUAAUGGACUCGGGGACGACUCCCUCGUGCUGGGUGACGAUAAACUCAAGGGAAUCGCCCGGUUUCAGGAAGGGAUCCACCACCACGAGACCGACGUGGGCAAAUAUCGGCUUUAUACCAGGACACGAGAUGGCCUGCUCCGAAGGCAUGCCGAUUUACGACUUCCGAUCGCUACGUACGAGCAUGUCAUACUUGACGAACACGCGGCGUACAGAACUUUUAAGGCGAACAGUAUCCCGAAGACAACCUAGAAAGACGACGAGAUAGAGGAAUGGGAGCGCUUUAUUCGCGUUGCUAUAGCUAAGUCUAAGCGCCUUAUAAGUCUGAAAGCCGUUGGCAGGCUCUAGGGUCAGUGGAC
This is a messenger RNA of Durotheca rogersii, 651 nucleotides long. RefSeq lists its product as uncharacterized. NCBI's taxonomy places the organism in Eukaryota, Fungi, Ascomycota, Sordariomycetes, Xylariales, Xylariaceae. The record is from RefSeq and is a predicted model, not a curated record. The coding region runs from base 242 to 544 and encodes 100 amino acids. The transcript has 3 exons.